AUGUGGCGUCAAGGUGAAGUCCCGCAAGAUUUCAAAGACGCAACAAUCGUGCACCUAUACAAGCGCAAAGGUUACCGCCAAGUCUGCGUCAAUCACCGUGGCAUCUCCUUGCUGAAAAUCGCCGAGAAGUUCUUCGCUCGCAUCCUGCUCAACCGCCUAAAUAACCAUCUGGAACAGGGUCUUCUGCCGGAAAGCCAAUGCGGCUUUCGUCGUCAUCGUGGGACCACGGAUGUGAACUUCGCCGCCCGUCAACUUCAGGAGAAGUGUCAGGAGAUGCGGACCCACCUGUACUCUACCUUCGUGGACCUGACGAAAGAUUUCGACACGGUGAAUCGUGAAGGACUGUGGAAGAUCAUGCAGAAAUUCAGCUGUCCGGAGCGAUUCACUCAGAUGGUGCGUCAGCUGCACGACGGUAUAAUGGCGCGAGUCACGGACAACGGAGCAAUCUCAGAGGCAUUCGCAGUGACCAACGGAGUGAAACAGGGAUGUGUUCUGACGCCCACCCUAUUCAGUCUUAUGUUCUCUGCCAUGCUGAUGGAUGCCUAUCGUGAUGAAAGCCGGGGAUCCGCAUCGCCUACAGGACGGACGGUCACCUCCUGA
Messenger RNA from Spirometra erinaceieuropaei, 600 nucleotides. The record is from the annotation of a GenBank genome assembly. Lineage: Eukaryota; Metazoa; Platyhelminthes; Cestoda; Diphyllobothriidea; Diphyllobothriidae.